Poeciliopsis prolifica (blackstripe livebearer) is the source of this 8211-nucleotide messenger RNA. RefSeq names its product ribonucleoprotein, PTB-binding 2 (gene raver2). Gene Ontology annotation, molecular function: mRNA binding. NCBI's taxonomy places the organism in Eukaryota, Metazoa, Chordata, Actinopteri, Cyprinodontiformes, Poeciliidae. Gene Ontology annotation, cellular component: cytosol. The transcript has 16 exons. The record is from RefSeq and is a predicted model, not a curated record. The coding region runs from base 17 to 2656 and encodes 879 amino acids.
CUCUCAGCUUCCCAAGAUGGCGGCAGCCUCGUCCAUCCAGCCGCCGAGUGUUCACUCUUCUCUCACCCGGGAUAGCGCGCUCUCCCCGGACAUGGACAGCCCCGAAAGCAGGCAGCCGGAGGAUGAGGAGGCGGCGGCCGCAGCGCAGCCCUCCGAGCCGGGCGUCAGCCUCCGCGACCUGCCGGACCUGGACCCGGAGGAGAUCGAGAGGAGGCUGGCCAAAACUCGCCGGGAGCUGAGCAACAGGAGGAAAAUCCUCAUCAAAAACCUGCCGCCCGACACCUCCAACCAGGAAGUCCAUGAAAUUCUGAAAGAAUAUGAGCUGAAGUACUGCUUUGUGGAUCGCAACAAAGGCACAGCCUUUGUGACUUUGCUGAACGGGGACCAGGCUCAGGAUGCCAUCCGCUCCCUCCACCACAGCACUGUCCGAGGACGCCUGAUCAACGUCACCCUGCAGCCCACAGACUCCCUGCUCUGCCUUACCAACCUGCCCCACACCUUCACGGCGCAGCAGUUUGAGGAGUUGGUGCGCUUGUAUGGAAACAUCGAGCGCUCCUUCCUGGUUUAUAGUGAGCUAACGGGCCACUCCAAGGGAUAUGGGUUUGUCGAGUACAUGAAGAAGGACUCCGCUUCGCGGGCCCGCUCGGAGCUGCUGGGUCGACCUCUGGGGGAUCGGUCGCUGAUGGUUCAGUGGAUGGAUGUCAACCAGCUGAGCCAGGAGGAGAACCUGCACUCCAAGUGUCUCUGUGUGGACCGGCUGCCUCUGGACCUCUGCGACUCCGAGGAACUGGCCCAGUUCUUCUCUGAAACAUACAAACCAGUCUUCUGCCAGCUUGCCCAGGAUGAAGGGAGCCCAGUGAGAGGUUUUGGUGUGGUGGAGUACGAGAGCGCAGAGCAGGCUGAAGCCGUGCUGACGGAGAUGGACCGAACUCUGGUGGGAGGACAGGAAGUUCGUCUUUCGCUUUGCACCCCCGGCACCUCAGGGAGAAGCACCUUGGCUGCUCUCAUUGCUGCACAGGGUAUGAUUCUGAGUAACAGAAAAGGUUUACUACCAGAACCAAACCUGGCUCAGCUGUUGACUAGUAUGACCAACCCAGCUGCCCUGCAGAUCCUUAUGAGGCCGUACCAGGGCGGAAAAAGAGGAGGAAAGUACGGUCGUAAUGCAGGCCUGCCGUUCCUCAGACCUCCUCUCACUGCUGCCCUCCUAACACUAGGAAAGGCUCACCAGAAUGCUAUGGUUGGUAAUGGACUUGUCCUCCAGAAUCUCCUCCACAUGCAGCUCGCGCAGCAGCAGCUUCUUCACAUCAAAGACAAACGCAUCAGCAGUGUCACUAGUCUGCUUGGAGACCCUUCAAGGCUACUGAUGCAGAAAGCUUUGUCUCUUCGACCUCCAGGUCUUCUGCCGCUGGGGAAAGGCCUCCUGGGAGAUUCCCCUACAGAGUUGCUCCAGGAUUCUGUGCCAAAUUCUACCCAUAACUCUACAGUAGUGGUGUCAGCAGCAGGUGUGAUGCCAUACCUUCAGGGUCGAGGAGCAGGAACAGGCGGGGGAGACCAAAACAUCUCCCAUUCUGUGUCAACAACCCCUUCUGCUUCCUCCUCUUCCUGUCCCACCUCCUGCGACAGGCAGCCGGCUCCUCCUGGGACGAUGGGGAGCGCUCAGCCACAGGGGCAGACGUUCUCUUUGGGUAUAAGUAACUCAGGUCUUGGCCCGCCUCCACCUAAGCCCCCUGGAGGAGGGUAUGCAUCAUCAGGCCAGCACAACAGCUCAGAUGGUAACAGCCUGACUAACAUGGUAAACUGUGGUCAGAAUUCUUUAUUGGGCGAUCCUCCUAAAGAAGUGAGACUGCCUUCCAAUCCUUACCUGAACUUGGCCAGCGUGAUGCCGGGAGUUGUUCUGCAAAACUCAGUGGCUAACAAGCCUCAGGGAGGACAGCCCGGCACCGGGGUGUAUGGGGGCCCAGUGGCUCCUGUGGCCUCACAGGGCGCCGCCUCGUUCUCUCACAACGCGGCGGCUACAACCCCCGCCCCAUACAGCUCUGACACCUCCUCCGACUUCACCCAGUACAACCAGGCCUACACACAGGAGGCAAUGCACCAGUGGUACCAGCACUACCAGGCAGCGCAGGCACACACCUAUAGCACCACCGCCCCACACGACGCCACGGCCACAGACUACAGCAAGGAGCACACACAGGUUCCUGCUGCCUCCACCUACGGGGAUUACACUACCUACAUGCAGGCUGUCACUCAGUACUACUCCCAGCCUGCAGCAACCAACCAGGCCUUCGCCAGCAAGGAAGUGGAAGUGUGUAAGCCUUUGGGGGUCCCACUGCAUGCAGUCAGUAACGGUCCAGCACCUCCUCCCGCAGUCCUACCUGCCGCCGCCGUGCUCCCAGCCUACAGCACCCUGCCUUUAAUGCCCGGCUUCCUCGGAGCUCCACACCCUCCUGCAGCUACACCCGCCUCCGUCACACACGCACACACUGCAGCCACCGACUGGAACACGUACUAUUAUAACCAGACCCGUGGCAUUAAGAGGGACUACCCUCAGCUGGCGGUGCAGGAAGCGCCGCCAUCGGAGAGCGCGUACAUCGGGCAGCACUCCCAGGGCCUGGGGGGGCAGUAUGCCGACUACUUCAAAAGGAAGAGGCUGUAGAGUGAACCAAAUGACCUUAAAGCCCACAGCUUCAGGAGGGAGACACAACCAGCUGGAUGUCACGGCUCCCUCUAGUGGCCUUUUCUGUGGCUGCCAUUGUGCGUCCCUGCAGUAGGGGUCAGGUUGGGUUGAGUCAGGGUUGCAGAUGGCCAGAGUGAAAACAAGCCAUAGUGCUCUUUGAUUUUGAAAUUUUAGUACACUCUUUCACAGUAUUGCUUUUGUCUUGUUCAAGCCUUAACUAUUUAUCUUAAAUGUCAGUUUCUCUGUCAUUGUUCCUAACUAAUAUUAUCUCUUUUUUUUUUUCAAACAUAAUCUAAACUAAAGUAUAUUAUAUGUGUGUGUAGAAGCUGCUUUUGUAUUUGAAGGCAGCUGACCUGUCUGGAUGCUGAAACUGCCCCUUCCCCCCAUUUGGUCCUUUCAACGUCUUUUUUUUUUUUUAAAGAAACUCUCAAAUUUGAUUCGUCAGUCAGACUGACAUCCGUUUCUUCUAGCUUCACUGCCUUUUAUUACCCAGGACUCUCUCUAAACCUACCUGACGGUGUGUGUGUGUUUUGUGUGUUGCUUUGCUGUUUUCUGUAGGAAGCGUCAGCCAUUUCUAUCCCAAGUUUUGGGAGAACAUCAGGAAAAAAAGGGUUUAAAUCAAUCAAAUCCCUUAAUUUUGGUGAAUUAAAUGGAGUCCCUCAAAGUUGGACUUUUCAGAUGUAGAUUGAGGGAAUAAAGUAAAUUAACUGCUGUGUAAAUAUUGCAGUGUAGUAUAGAAUAUAUUAAGCCAUGCAUAACAGACAAUAACACAUAAAUUAAAGGGCGAUUUGAUGCUCAUUUUUGAGUGUGGUGUACAACAGGAAAAAAAUAUUCAGCGUCAGAUUUGUUUUGUCGAUCUACAAUAUACUCUUAUAUAUUUGUAAUAUAAUAUGCCGAGGCAGUUUGAGUAUUGUAUUAACGAUAAGUCCUGAUGAGACUUUAACGUAGUUAUUUGGUUUGUUUUGUACUGUUUAAGCCAAAUAUUUGGGUGCAGUUUUCCUCCUCUGCUGUUUUUGUUGUAAAUCAUUUUCUCUCUUUUUUGUUUUUCUGGAAGUUUUGUUGAAACUGUAACAGGAGCUUUAAUUUCAUAUUCAGCCACCACUUUCAUAAACCCUUGAGACUGUAGAAGUGAUUCAAUACAGAAUUACUGCACAGCUAAAAAAAAAAACAUGACUGAGGAUUCUGCAUGGGAACUGUUAAAUAUUAAUGGUUGAAAGUAAUAAAAUGGCUCCAGGAGGCUCCCCAUCCCCGCCUUAAAAUAUAUUUGUUUAAUUUGUAGAAAAAUAAUUCAGCAGUUCCAUUGAGCGAUGGAAUUAUCUCUGACAUUUAGCAGUUUAAUUGGAUUUGCACAAUGAAAAUACAGUUCUGGUACACACAUCAGCAUUAAAGUCAUAUUUAUUCGUGGGUUUUAAUGAUUUACUUGAACUGGGGUUUUUUAAAUCAUAUUCCUGGGUGAAGUAGAUUCAGUUAUUAUUUUCAUUUGAUAAAAAUGUUUAUUCCCGAAUUGAACAUUUCCACUUGUAUUUGUAUUUUGCAGAAAACUCCUUGCCAUCACCCUAAUCUUUAGCUCCCUUUACAAACUUGCUAUCAAUUUGAAAUCUGGACUGGGCCGCUGCAAACAUUCAACAUACUUCUGUUUCUUCUGGUUAGAAGAAACAUGCUGAUAAAAUUAAAACAUUGUGUUUAAAUCAGCAGGAUCAGGACAGCAGUGGAAUGUCUCCACUGUCUUACUAACAAUGAUAUUAUGUAAGCUUGUGGUCAGAACUGUAUGUUAAAGAACAAUGUGCAACAUUUUGCUCUUAAUUUAUUUGACCAGUUUCAUAGCGGUAGAGUCAACCAGAUUAUUUUCUUUCAUGCGAUUAAGAUAGUUUGUAAGUUUUUCUGUUGUAGGAUGAAUGAAAUCUAGAUUUCUUUUUUGCACAGUGAAACCAGAUAUUUACAUACACUCUACAAAAAAAAUACAUCAACUUUUUUUUCCUCCAACAUUUAUUUGGACUAAAUCAGCCAUGUUAAUCUUGCUUUAUAUGUCGCUUCUGAAAUAAUGGCUUCCUCUUUGCUGGAUGGCCUUUCAGGCCAUGUUGGUAGAAAACAUGUCUCAUUGUGUAUGAUGACAGGUUUACCAGCUGGAGUCGGCAUCGCCGCAGACUCUCCUGCUUUUGGUCUGCAGUGAGACCAAAACACUGGAAGCCGUCUCCUUCCUGAACAGUGUGACGGCUGGACGUUUUCUGGGUGUUUAUAGUUGCGUGUAAUUGUUUGAACGGAUUAAUGUGGCACCUUCAUUCGCCCGGAAACUGUAAGCAAGGAUGAUCCAGGCGAGUUGAGCUUUUUCUGAUAUGUUGGCAGAUUGUUUUUUUUUUUACUUUGAUGGAAGCAGUGUGUUUGAGGUGCUGCUUUAUAAUCAGAGGCUUUCAAAGCCGUUUUACAAUCUGGACUUUCCCAAAGUAUUUGAAAGCGCAGUAACCUUGGUGCAUGUAAUCUGAAACAGGAAAUACAUAGCCUUUGUUGGACAGUGUAUGUCAAUAGCUGGUUCGAUCUGGGUACUCUUGAUACUCUUUCUUUAUGUAUUCCUUGCAAAAACGAUUUUGGUAAUAUUGUAAAGCCAGUAUACAGAAAGCUUGUAUAAUGAGAGCAGGUUUGCUUUUUCAUCACAGUUUGAACAUUAAAGUUUAAGUGCACUGACUUAAAAAGGCAAUAACCAAGGCUCCAACUACUGUAAAAGGAUGAAUGUAUAAGGUUUUUAUUUGAAGUCUUCAGCCAUUCUAAACUGGCAAUGGUUUAUACACAUGGUUACAGCUUUCUCAUUUUUUCUAUCUCUAUUUUUCAUGUCUUUGCAUUUUGCUUAUAAAUUUCAGAAUUUUAUAUAUCUGAGAAUAAUAUCACUUGUAUUGCCAUGGCAGUAAUGCUCACACACUGUGAAAACCAACAACAACAACACGAGGUAAAGCAAAUCUGACGUGUUUGUAACUGCAGGUCAGAUCGACGUGACGUUUAGAUCCACACAGAAAUAAUGGGAAAUCAGAAUGCUGAGGUUCAGGUAUUCUUAUAAGGUGUUCAAAUUGUAAUGAGGGUCAUUUUGGUCCAGUAAAUAAAAGCAAUGACCUAGAAAAUAACAUUUACACCAGAGCUGAACCAGGUCACACAUCUUUCCCCUGCAGAUCAUCAAAGAAUAAUAAAACCCAUGUUGAAAAUUGUAUGAAGAAGAUUAGAGCAACAAAAUGUUUUUUUUUAAAUAUUGAUUCUCAGUUCAGUACAAAAUUUUAAAUGAAUAAGUGGCUUUCUGUAACUGCAUGACAAAUAACAGCUGGUGAUUAUAAUAUUUGAAAUGGAGAAUCCACUGGUUACAAAUUAAACUUGAGCUGUUCUUUGAAUAUAAACUCUUAGCAUUUGGUACGGAGCAGUAAUGGAAACAGACAAAGCGCCUUGCAAAAGGUUUCCUGCCCUUGGAAUAUUUUCCAGGUUUUUUUUUUUAACCAUGAAAUUACUAACUUCAAUGGAUUUCAUUAGGAUAAAUGGCUUUCUAAAAUAAAAAUUGAAAAGUGUGGUGUGCAUUUUCAUUUAGUCCCUUUGAGUCAUUACAUUGUGAAACCAUCUUUCACUGUGGUUACUGCUGGUCUCUCUACCAGCUUUGUAUAUUGAUUGAAAUACUUUUGCAAGGCACUACAACAGCAUGAAAGAAUUUAUACUUCCUGUUUUGAACCUUCGACCACAGAGCCAGUCAACAAGGGUGGUAAUAUAUAUUCAAAACACUUAAUUGUCAUAUUGGAAGCACUUUGCUGUCAUCUAGUGUCCACAGUUUAUGUGAUUGUUUAAUUUUCCCAAUUUGAAUUAAUUUCCUUUUGGCUUUAUCCCUACUCAAUCAACUCAGACCACUCUCACACAUUACGGUUGACUCUGGUCUGUUCCAGCACUGGAAGUUGAUUUCCCUCCUUAGUGAGCAGCUAUGAUAGUGAUUGGUCUUGUUUCAGGAUGGAAACAAACACCUAAGGAGUGAGCGUUGUGUCGUAGCCACAGGUGAAGUUUAAGAUUGAGGCAGCAGGAUUUGAAAAGUAUUUGUUGCGCUCGUCUGCUGUGCCAUUUGUCUCUUUUACUUCGAAUAGAUUUCUGUCUGUUGUACCGAUCAUUUUCUUCACAAUAUGCCAUCAUCGCCAUUUAGAAUUGCUUGAGAAUACAAACUUUAUAUUGUGAAAAUUAAGGGUUGUAUAACUUCCCCUGUAACUGCAUACCUUGUAUUGAGAGCUACUGGGUUGCUGAAAUGAUUUUAGAUUCAUACGAAUGUGUUGGAGCAGUACAGUAUUGCUCAGUUUUUUUUUCUUAGGGCUGCUUAUAUUCUCUCUGGUUUCCCAGCUCUGAUUGUGUCUGUCUUGGAGUAUUAUUCCAUAUUUUUUCUCAUGGCGUAUGCAUAUUUGGUAACUUUUUUGAACAUUGAUGCUUUCAUUUUGUUUUGUGUUCAGUAACUUCUACAAAUAGUGCUUCACAUAUUAAAAGUAGUAGACACUUUUCUAUAAACGAUUUUCUAAAUUUUGCUUUAAGAAUUGGAAAUUAAAAACUUGACUUUUUGCAAACCCCAUACAGGAAAUAAGUUUACGCAAUCUGCUGGGUCCCAUAACUUAGUACUGCUGUUUUUUCAAUGUAAAUACAUGUAAUUAUAUUUGUGUCAACUGUAAUUUAAAGGAUUGAUAAUUUUGUCUUGAGCCAGAAAACAUUUAAUUUCACAUUUAUUUUAUUUUCACAUUUAAAAUAUGAACUGAACCCAUAUUUUUUUAACACAUUAAUGAAAUGUUCACGUAUCGUUAAUAUCUUUCUUUAGGAGCAACAGCUUUCUUAAGCUUUCAAUAUUUACAUAGAAAGAGAAAUUAUCCAUCAUUUCAAAUCUGCUGACUUAUGUGUUUGUAUCGUCGUCUCGUCCGUUUGAUGUCUCGUCUAUGUGCUUUGACUUUGUCCAGUCUUUGUCUCAAUACAAUUUUAAUUUAGAUUUUCAUGAGCAGCACCAAAUUAGCCACUCACAAUGAUGUAUUUGUUUUUGCAUUUUGUAGACUUUCAAGUAACUACUAGUAUUUAACUGAACAAAAUGUAAUGAACAAAGUUAGAACUGAUGUGCUGUAUUUUAGGCUGGCACAGUGUUCUGUAUAUUUGCUUAAAAACUUUACAAUUAUGUGUAUCAUUUGGGUGAAGUGACAUGAUGAUCUGUUGUAUUUAUAAAAUGGUGUCCAUCCAUUUUAUUAUUUUACACAAAAGGGAUGCUUCAUGAUUUCAACAUAUGGACCCGCUGUUUGCUUUUGGUAUUUGCAGAGGCGUUUGUGGGAUCGUAUUGUUGGUUUUAUUUUAUUUACACCAAAAGAUUCUAAACCAAACUAGACAGACAAUGGACUUGGAUUCAUUUCAUACUUCCAGUUUCAUGUCUCUGGUGUGAAUGUCUGUAAGCAAAGAGCUUUUCCAGCCAGUAUCUGUCAGGACAUGACUUUAAUCGUCUUCCUGUAAGAAGCAAUCGGCUGGAGAUGUGAGUAAUAAUAAAUUAACCCUGUCGCUCCUUUGUU